Messenger RNA from Enterobius vermicularis (human pinworm), 1227 nucleotides. NCBI's taxonomy places the organism in Eukaryota, Metazoa, Nematoda, Chromadorea, Rhabditida, Oxyuridae. The record is from the annotation of a GenBank genome assembly.
AUGCUGCACGAUAAUCUUAGUGUAAAUACGCCAACAACAUCUUCAGAACAAUGCCAGUGCAUCAAUGAAGCGUUACUUCGGAUUUCUAAUUUACGGAAGAUUCACAUGACAUUUGAAGGCGAAAUCGCUUUUGUGCAUAACAAAGAACGUAAAUGGGCUAAAUUAUUCGCUGACUUUAUCCUUGGUAAUGCUUUUUGUAACGUCGAAAAAUGUAUUGCUCACAGUGACGAUAUGUUGUGGUACGUGCUAUUUCAGCGUUUAGCGGCACAGUCGUUCACUGUUGGUUCUGUGUGUGACCAAUUAAUGGUGUACCGAAGACAAAGCCCAAAUAAGCCAAACAUAGAUGAUACUGGUAUUAACUGGGAAGAAACUGUUUGUAUUAACCUUAUUCUUGGCCAACUGGACUUUCAUGUUACCUGUGCCGUCUGCACUAAAACCAGCCCACAAAAUCUUCAAAUUCUAAGGAAGAACUGCCAAACAAGUUAUUGCACCAUGCUCCCUCCUCAGGUUUUCAAAGAUGUCGUUGUUCGUGACGGCGAAUGUGUCUGUGUUGAAUUGGUUACUAGAGACCGUUAUAAAAAUCAAGAAGCAGUCGUUUUUUUGGGUUCUAUACGCUACGAAAUCUUGAAACAAGUCUACGACACGAGGGCUUCAAAAACUUGGAAUUGGGCACAGAAAUUUAUAAGCUGUGGUAGAAGAUUGGAGUUUGUUCGAAUGAAAGGACCACAUGGCAAAGGUUACGCUGAAAUGGCUGUGGGACGCUUGCCAAAUACCGGCUACGAAACUCCUUUGGAUGAAGAGCCACCAGAUUUUGGAAAAGUAAGCCAACUCGAACAACGUCGUAUGUCAGAAACUAACCUAUCUAGUUUGCCUUUUUUUUCCCGACCACCAUCAACGCCUAGUGUCUCAAGUUGUUACUCCGGCAGAAGUCGUCGAUGGCAAAGCGAAGCGGAUACUGUAAACCAGUGUCUCGAGGUAGAAGCUGGGGGGAUUGGUGACGAGUUGGAAGAAGGUAUUCUUGGUCGGCUUAGAUCUGUCCGAGGGUUUGGACAAGCUUGGCAUUGGUUGCGAGAGAAGCGCAGGAAUGAAAGCACACCUUUAAAUGUUUAUCUCACAUACAUUACUUUACCGUGGUCUAUGAUACUUGAUGAUUUGUUGGCUGACCGACCGAGAAAACCGAUAUUAACGUUUGAUUUGAACUUAUUAGGAUUCAAGCAGGAUGCAUAA